Messenger RNA from Effrenium voratum, 2412 nucleotides. The record is from the annotation of a GenBank genome assembly. Lineage: Eukaryota; Dinophyceae; Suessiales; Symbiodiniaceae.
AUGCUGGGGUCGCUCGGGCGAGCGGCCUUUCGACCACGGAGGCUUCCUCUGCGGAGCUUCGCUGCGCGGCGGAUGAUCCUGGACAUGGACGGGGUGUUGUACAAAAACUCGCAGGUGGAGAAGGCCAUUGUGCACCAGCUGGAGCGCCAGUGCGGGGAGCUGGGCAUAGGGCACAAGUGCCAGGAGCUCUACGAGAGCCACGGCUCCACCAUGCGAGGACUGAUCUCCGAAGGAUUUCUUGCUGGCGACAUCGAGGCUUUCUACCGGCGCGUGUAUGACGCAGUGGACACCUCGGCCCUGCGCUCAGAUCCGCUGCUUGCGCGGCAGCUGGAGAACCUUGGGACUCAGGUGGACUUCACCCUGGCCAGCAACUCCCCGCGCUUUUUUGUGGAGCGCGUGCUCCAGGCACUGGGCGUCUCCCAGGACCUCUUCGGAGGAUCCGCUGGCAUCGUGUGCCCGGAGGCGGCGAACGGCUGGCUCAACAAGCCGGAUCCCAGGUACUUCGCUCAGCUGCCUCCCGGCGUCCUUUUUGACGACGCCGUGGCCAACUGCGAUGCUGCUAUGCAAGUCCCGGGGCUGUCCGCGCGGCGCGUGGGCCGCGAGGAGGACGUGAUGAUGCUCGUAGCAGACGAGCUGGGAGUAGUGCCUGCAAGCUGGAGGCUUUCCAAGUUCGACUACCUGCAGGCCAAAGAGCGCGCGGACCACGCCAGCCUGGGGCCGGCCUGCUUGCAGCGGCUGAAGCAAGAGCUUGCGGAGAUGCCAGGACCCUUGGCGGUGCUCGACCUUGGCUGCGGCGGGCUCUCCAUGCUGCCGGUGCUGUUGGAGCAGUUGCCAGGCCGAGAAAUCGCAUAUACUGCCGUGGACAAGGAUGAGCAGCUCUUGCAGUGCGCGCAGCAGCGGCUGGAGGCGACGCGCCUGCCGACGGAGGUGCACGUGCGUCUGCGGUGUGACGACGCCGUGGCCGCCGUGGCCGCCGCGGGCCAGCAGUCCCUGGUCCUCGGCUGUUCCAUCUUGGACCUGCUGGAUGUAGAGCGUUUGGCCUCCGCCCUGCGGACACACCAGGCGGGUGCCUUGGUCUACUUCCCCAUCCACUACGCGGGGGUCACCAGCUUCGAGGGCCCGCUGGCGUCUUGUGCGCAGCUGCUGGCGGCCAGGUACGACGAGUCCUUGGCCUGCCGGGGGCAGGUGACCAACGUCACGGAGCUCUACAGCCUCCUGGGGGACCAGUUGGUCGCAGAAGCCUCGCCCUGGGACUUGCGCGGCGAUGAUCCGCUGCUGCGUCAGCUGGUGUCCUUUAUGGCGACCAACGCCCUAGGCUUCCAGGACCUCCAGGACUUGCGUGCCGCGGUGGCCGCCAUCUCCAGCGGUCUCCAGCUGAAGGAGGAGCUGCGGCUGCGAGUGGAAAACGUGGACUUCCUGGGGCGCGUGCCCGGCACAGCCCCGCGGCCAGUAAUGCAGGCGGGCGGCGCGGGCGAUCGGACCUGCGUGGAGUUUGCCGCGCCGGGCCGGGUGCGGGUGCUGCGGGAGCCCAGGCCGCAGCUGAAAGACGGGGAGCUGCUGGUCACGGCCCGCCUCUCCGGGAUCUCUGCGGGCACUGAGAGGCGAAUGCUUUUGAAGGGCCCGGAGGGCGAGGCUUUGGACACCAUGAUGCCCACGCUGCAAGACAGCUGCUGGCCGCUGAGGUAUGGCUACUGCCUAGUGGGUGUCGACCAGACCGGGCGCCGGGUCUUCUGCUUUCAUCCUCAUGCCAGCCAUGCGGCAGUGCCAAGUGGGGCGACGGUGGCUAUCCCAGAGGAUGUGCCGGAUGAGGACGCCGUCUUCUUUGCCAACAUGGAGACGGCAAUCUCCCUUUGCCAGGACGCCCAGCCGGUGCUUGGGGAUCGGGUGGGCCUCUUCGGCUUGGGCACCGUGGGGAUGCUCACGGCGGCUCUGCUGCUGGAGCACGGGCACCAGGUGGCCGUCUUCGACCCAGACCGCGCCCGCGUGGACGCCUUGCUGCGGCGCUUCCCCAGGGCCUCGGAGCUGGCGAUAGGGAAAGCCGCGGAUCUGGACGUGUGCCUGGAGGUGAGCGGCGCGGCGCCCGCGCUGGCGCAGGCCAUGGGCGUUUUGCGGCAGCGCGGCGGGCGCCUGGUGGUGGGCUCCCUCUACGGCGGGGAGGUCCGACUGGACCUGGGGCUGCGCUUCCACCGCGCAGAGAUGACUUUGGUGACCUCCCAGGUGAGCCGCGUGAGCGCGCCGCUGAGUGCGCGCUGGAGCCCUGAGCGCCGGAAGGCUCUGAGCUGGGAGAUGCUGCGCAGAGUAAGGCCCAAGGACUGGAUCGAGACCAAGAAGGUGCCGAUCACUGACGCCUGCAGUGUCUACCAGUCCCUGCUCCAGGGACAGGGCCCCCUGCAGUGGAUUUUCACCUACUGA